This is a messenger RNA of Macrosteles quadrilineatus (aster leafhopper), 579 nucleotides long. RefSeq lists its product as uncharacterized. Bases 1 to 579 code for a protein of 192 amino acids. Lineage: Eukaryota; Metazoa; Arthropoda; Insecta; Hemiptera; Cicadellidae. The transcript has a single exon. The record is from RefSeq and is a predicted model, not a curated record.
AUGGAACAGUUCUUUACAUCUAGUAUAACUGAUGGAGAAGAUUUGGUCAAAUAUAUCUCAAGAUUGCAGUUAAACUUCAGAGAAGUGAAUGAUGAACUUAAAAAGCAUAAAGCUUCAGAACUGCCAGAACUUGUUUUGAUGUCAAGGAUUAUGAGUACACUACCUAAAGAAUUCUUUGAGUUCAAGAGUGUGUGGGAAAGCAUACCAGUGAAAGACAGAAGUGUUGAUUUGCUAAUAGAGAGAAUUCGUCUGAUUGAGUCCAGGCUACCUAGGUCUAUGAAUUCUGAUAAUGGACAAGCCUUACAGGUUUGUAGAAAUAGCAUAAGUUCAUUCUCAGCAGGCAAAAGGCAUUCUGUAAAGAAGAAAAUAAAGUAUUUUAUUUGUAAGGGACCACACUAUGCUAGUCAGUGUCCAAAUAAAUCAGAAAAAGAAGACAAGAACAAGACUGAGCCUAGAAAAGGUAACAGUGGUCCAUUCUUGUGUUUUGUAGCAAAGGAGCACAAGAAAGACAACUUUAUUGCAGACUCUGGAGCAUCACAGCAUAUGUGUUUCCGGAGGGACUUCUUUCACACAUAUUAG